Sebastes umbrosus (honeycomb rockfish) is the source of this 1565-nucleotide messenger RNA. RefSeq names its product sperm acrosome membrane-associated protein 4-like. The transcript has 3 exons. Bases 92 to 469 code for a protein of 125 amino acids. NCBI's taxonomy places the organism in Eukaryota, Metazoa, Chordata, Actinopteri, Perciformes, Sebastidae. The record is from RefSeq and is a predicted model, not a curated record.
CUGGUAUGUUCUAGAAAAUAACGAGAAAGAGCCGACGUUAAGAGCUGAAGAACCAAGCUGCAAGCAUAUUUUCUCCCAGAAGCAGUCAGUAAUGUCGAAGCUGGUUUUCCCUCUGCUUCUCCUUUGUUUACUUCCAGCUGUGGUUCCCCUCUUCUGUUACACCUGUGUGUUCCCCGCCAUCUCACCUCUGGCCUGCAUCAGAUUCCCUCUCAUGUGUCCAUCUGGGCAGGUCUGUCUGUCCAGCAGAGCUGUGGGUGAGAAAGGAGACUUCCGUGUGGUGUUGUACGAGAAGAGCUGCAUCCCGCCCUCCCUGUGUGGAGCCACGGGAGAAAGACGCACCAUGGGACUCAACUUCACCUUCACCAAUGAAUGCUGCGACACACAUCUGUGCAACAGAGCUCCAACACCUGCUAACACCUACUGGGCUGGCACAUUACUCAUGCUUCUUAUUUCAUAUGCAGUUUGGUGAAUAGAAGCAACAUGGCAGAGAACUUGGGUACUUUCCAAAUACUUUUUCUUUUUACUUUUAGUACAUACUGCAGCUGCACUUAAACACUAACUACUGUUGCAUGCAGUAUUAAUUAUAAUAAUAUAAUUGGGACAUACUACUACUUCAUAACAUUGUGCCUUGAACUUUGACCCUCUUGCUUAUAUAUCCGCUGUGCAAAGGAUUGUGGGUCAGAAUAGCCAGAAAAGCAUGUUGGCUUGCACACUGCAAAAUGCGACCAGAUGUAGUAAGACAUCCUGGCAUUUUUGGCAUACUGCAUUUGACAUACUAUGUAUUGGGACAUACUAACUCUUUAUCUGGCAUAUCAUGGGUAUUGCAGUAUGGGUAUUGUAACACACAGCGUGUUUGACACACUUGAAGUGGAGGCGCUGUUGCCUUUUCUGCCCUCUAAUCGACACAUUGUACUCAACUUCCUUUUAAUAACUGUGCACUAAUCUGUGCUAAGACAAGGUUUGUUAUACCAUGUUUUUACAUCAUGUCUGUGAGAUGGGAUUAUCUCUGAUUAUUGCCAAGUAAAUACGUGCCUUUCUAGUAGCAGAACUAUUUUUGGAGCGGAGAGCAGGAGUGAUGUAGCUUAUGUUACCAUGAUUUAGUAUUUUUCUACAAACUGUGAUAAAACGGUCAAGUUUGUCUCAGAGGGCUUUAGAAUUAAAUAUGUACACACUGUGUUUGUAUUUACCCUCUGUCUUUAGAUCCUCCACCAAAAAAAGGAUAAAACUCCUCCAAAAAGAGGCUCACAUACAGAGUAUAGGCGGUGGCAGCAGUAGCAGAAUUCAGUAUUAAAAAAAAGGAUUACAGUAAAACGUAGGUUUCAGGGAUUUUAACAAAUUAAAUAAAAUGCUAUUUUAACUGUAUACGUGUGACCCAAUGUACAGAAAUAAGAAGAUGGAGUUGUACUCCACCUGAACAAUGCUUGUGCUCAUGUGGCACUGGCAUAAGAAAGUCUUAUUACAUUCAUGUUGCAUACUUAGCCUGCAAAUGUUGGAACAUUGCCAUGCUGUAUAAGAGUAAUUUUAUUUAUGUGUUGACAGAAUUGUAUAAAAAAAUAUUGUUUGGA